AGGCCUUUCAAGUCAAAGCCCUCUUGCUGGAGAGCAAAGCUCACUCAAGCCAGACGCUAAUCGCUGCCUCCCACAAGGGGCCUAGCUUUAAUUGCCCAUGACAUGCUAAUCUGCUGGACAGUCUCAAAUGCUCCUUUAUCUGUGUGCCGCUCUCCUUUCCCUCCUCCUUUCCCUCGCAGCUCCCCAAUCUCCACACUUUUUCUUCGGCGAGGCAGUUUGCCCCGACCCGGCCUGGGAGUGGCCUUCCCGGCCUAGAGAGGCAGCUUGCCUGCGGAGACAGAAGAAGCUCUGUUGCAGUAGCUUCCAGCCUGUGCCUUCUUGCAUGUUGCGUGUGCCUUUCCCACCCCCUCGCGAGGCAUUAAGGAGAGAAAUGAAACUCUUCCCCCGCUUCAGCAAGUGCUUUUGUUGCCUGGGCUUCCUCUUUAUGGUUCUGCGAGAGUCAGGAAGCCUGAACUCAGACAGCCCUGAGUGCAGCCAAAGAGAUGACAACCCAGCAUGCGCAGGGUCCCUGGUGGCCAUGCCUCUCCCUUCUCCGGAAGGCGGCUGUGAUGGGUUGGGGAGCUGCAGGCUCCACGUCCUGGGGCCUGAGGAGCCGGCAGUACCUGAGGAGGUGCAGGAUGUCCCUGCUGGCGAGCAGCAGAUGGAGUUCAAGCAGAUCCUGAAGCACGCUGGAGAGCUCAACAAACAAAGCUCUUCCAGGACCAGGACCCUGAUGGACCGACUCAGCUUGGUGGAAACCAGAGUGGUUUCCAUGGCAUCAGGCCUACAGAAGUUGCAGGAGGAGAGCCGGCUUAAUCUGCACCGCUUAGAGGAGCAGCUCAGCUCUUUGGUGGCCCUGCUGCUGGGGAUCCUCUCUGGCUGCAAGCUGCCUUGCAGCGAAUCAGUCCUGAAGGCAUCCAUUCUUGAUAUAGGGAAAGAGCACAAGAUUGAGGAGACACCAGCACUUACAGUGGAACCCUCUGAAAAAUCUGAGCACACGUAUCCUCGGGAUUGUGCAGAGAUCCAUAAACAGGGCAUCCGAGACAAUGGGAUAUACACCAUCCAACCCAUUCCCCUCCGUCAACACUUUGAGGCUUACUGUGACAUGGUCACAGAUGGUGGCGGGUGGACCGUGUUCCAGCGCCGGCAGGAUGGCUCUGUGGAUUUCAACCGCACUUGGCAGGAGUACAGGCAGGGAUUUGGGAGCCUGCAAGGGGAGCACUGGCUGGGCAAUGAGCACCUCCACAGCUUAACUCGCCUGGGCCAGCAUGUCGUGCGCAUAGAGUUGGAGGACUGGCAUGGUGUCAAGCGCCAUGCUGUUUACCGCAAAUUCAAAGUGGCCAGCGAGGCUCACAAGUAUCGCCUGACAGCCCGGGAGUAUCAAGGCAGUGCAGGCAACGCCCUGAGCUACAGCCGCAACUACAACCACGAUCACAAGUGCUUCACAACUUGGGACAGCGACAACGACAACUACCCCAUGGGCAACUGCGGUGCGUACUAUGGGGCCGGCUGGUGGUUCGACUCCUGCCUGGCAGCCAACCUCAAUGGGAAGUACCACCACGGACGCUACACGGGGGUGACCAGCGGCAUCUACUGGGGAACAUGGUACAUUCUGGUUGACAAAAGGACCAAUCAGAAGUACUCCUUCAAGAAAGCAGAGAUGAAAACAAGGCCCAUCGGCUUUUAAGACGAUCCUACAACCAGAAUGCCUGGUGCAUGUGGACUUGCGGCAGGGAGACUUUACAGAGAUAAGUUAAAAGAAAAUAACCUGCUACUGAGAUUUGACUUGGGAAAAACAAGUUCAAAACAGGACAAAGUCCUACUUUGUGGUGGAGAAUCUUAAUACACUGAAAACAAAGGAUAAAUAGGAGCAGAGUCACCAAGUUGCCCACAGCUCUUGUAACAAUCACAAAUGCCCGAUUCUACAUUCAACUUCAGUCACUGCCCUUCCUUUCCCAUCUCAUGAUCGUGGGCAGUGUUGAGUUAUAUCUGCCAUUCUUCCAUACUCCAGAGUGAAAUUCAUGUUUGGGUCAGAACACACCCGCAAGGGAACUUGUUUUGCAAGUGGCUACAAACAUCCUUUUGUAGCUUGGACACACAUAUCACCUUUGCCUCACCCUGUUUCAUGGCUUGCUCUUUAGGCUUACGGUGGGCACCUGAGCAAUUUAUCUGGAAAGGAUUCAUAUAAAGGGAACAGGUCUUAAUAAUGUAUCCAAAGUAUUCUACUUCAGCUCAACCCCUCAUUCAGAUUUCUACAGAAAGGACUGAAAGCCUUGUUGAAUUAUCUGGACCUUUCCGAUGCUCUAUUCCUAAAGAGGUAGCCAGGGCUACUUAGCCAGAAGUUAAUGGGGAUGCGCUAAAUUGCAGGGAAUAAGAAGCAGCAUUCUGAAUUAUAUAGUGACUUCCAGAAGAUUAAUAUGCUUUUCCUGAGUACUGGCUAGCAGUUAAAAGUUGCUCUUGUAUUUUCUGCCAAAGGUUGUCAGAUCCAGGCCAAGCAAGUACUCAGAUAACCUUUGUGCAAAAAGAAAUGCCUGACCUGUAGUUUGGGCUGCAGCAACAGGGAAUGAAUCCUUACUCCUUUGGGGUGGUAUCCUGACCCAUAUAUAGAGCAGGCUAGGGAAUGAGUGAUGUCCAAGGCCCCCCCCCAUUUUAAAAGAAAUGCAGGAGUGUUUGCCUCCAACAGAAUGUCUUCAAGACACAUUGUGGUUCUUCGGUGGCACACACUAGUGUGCUCCAAGCCAAUUUGGGAAUCACUGCUUUAGACAUGCUUCUAAAGGCCUGAAAUAGUGUUAGUGAUAGCCCACCAAGUGCCUUUAUUAAAAAUAUUUGCAUUUGUAAGUAAUCCCGAGCCUAAAAUCCAGAGAGGUACAAAGUCAGGGGGGUGUUAACUAGUAGUAGGAGCAGUUUCCUCGAUUACCUGCAAGAGCAUGAGAACCAGAUUUGCUUCAUUCUAUUUCCUCGGUUUUUAAGACUCCGGCUUCUAACUCCUCCCACUAUUAAAUGUCAACAGCUAUAGAAUUGGCUGGAGUUAAACAAAUUAGAGACAUCAGGUGGUUCAAAUACCAUGACUACACCUGUCCCUUGGGGGCACUUUCAUGGUUUAGGAUGCCUGAAGCUCACGCUUGAUAAUUCCUUGGCACAAAACCGGUGUUUCAUGAGUAACCAAUAUGCUGUAAUUAUAGUCAAUCAACAAAGACUUCAGAGCCAGAAUGAUAUAGGGCAGAUGGGAGCUGACACUUCAAGACUACCUUGAGUCAAAUCAGGCCAUCGUAUCUUCCUCAUUCUGGCAAGAGCAUCAUACUAAUUAGCACUGUGAUAAUUCAGAACUACAAGAGCACUGUACCUCAGGCACCGAAAGAGUAAAGAAGCUACAAAAACUAAGGUACCCUUAUGGCAAAGCAAAUGGUAAGGAAGCAGAGAUGGACAGCUGUGCACUUAAGAGUUGCCUAUCUUGUAAUGCAGCCCAGGCUACCCUUUCCUUACCUUAAAAGCUAAAUAGUGCCUUGCUUUCAAGCUCCUUAUCUCAUAAAUGUCAUUCGAUGGAAGUGGUACAUGAAUGGAAACUUAAGAUCUUAAGAUCCUCUAUAAACUGGACAAAUAUUUCAAUUUAUCCUUACAGUUCAAAUGAUGGACACAUUCACUUACAAGGUCACACAGAGAUGGCAAGAAGGGUAUCUCCCUAAACAAGGUUCUUAAGGCAGAAGUCACUUUUAAAUGUUAAGCUUUAGGCCAGGGAUGAGAAACCUGCAGUCCUACAAAUAUUGCUGGACUACAACUCCUACAAUCCCCAAUCAUGGAGUUAGAAUUCAACUUUUGGGAGUGCUGCCACAGGAUCCUCACCCCUGGUUUAGGUAUUUGGCAGUCAGAUUAUUUGUGAGCCCUUUCACAUUGCCAGCCACAGUUUUAACCCCGAGAGAACUUCACUAUGCAGAGUCUUGUAGCUAUUAUCAUGUUAACUCAGUGGCUACUGCUGCAAUUCUCAUUGUAGGGCAAAUGUAGAUACUGUGUGAAGAGUCAGUGUACAUGAAUGAGGCUGACACUUAAAAGUGAUUGCUUAACUGCAUGGUAUGAAGCUAUGUGGGGAGGGGAAUCAACACUACAAGAUAAACAUGUGUAUUUUAAAAAAUCAGUGGUGGAAGUUACCUUCUCAUCUUAAGAAGUUAACAUAAUAUUGACUUCUUGCUUUCCAGUGAACUUGGCGCCAUCUGGUGCGUAAACUAGGUCAAACCAAAUCACAAGCUAUUUAUAGUGUAACAAUAGAUACUCCCUCAAGGGGGAACUGGCUCUUCACACAAGGCUCAUUCCUCUCAUAACACACUUUUUGUGAACCAAUGCAUUACAAUGACAAGAA
Molecule: messenger RNA, 4330 nt
Organism: Podarcis muralis (Common wall lizard)
Lineage: Eukaryota; Metazoa; Chordata; Lepidosauria; Squamata; Lacertidae
Product: fibroleukin-like
Biological process (GO): blood coagulation, common pathway; fibrinolysis; positive regulation of heterotypic cell-cell adhesion
Cellular component (GO): fibrinogen complex
Molecular function (GO): protein-macromolecule adaptor activity; extracellular matrix structural constituent
Source: RefSeq, a predicted model, not a curated record